AUUUGCGCAUUUUUCACGUUUUUUGUGUUUACUUAUUGUUGUGAAAGCUUCAGGGAUGUUUGCUCUUCGAGCUCAGAUGCUAAGGAGCCUAAAUAGGGGAUGUUUUCCUGGGCAAAUCAGCCAAAUUGGAGGAUGUCGCCUGUUCAGUGAUGAAAAACCACAAACAUUUGAGAAAACUGUGAACAAUGUUACUCUUCUGGGACGUGUUGGGAUUGAGCCACAAAUGAGAGGAUCCCAGGAACAUCCUGUCGUCACCUUUUCUCUGGCUACACAUGAGAAUUACAGAUACGAGUCCGGGGAUUGGUCACAGAAGACAGAUUGGCACAGAAUUGUUGUAUUUAAGCCUCAAUUAAGGGAAUCAGUGAUGUCCUACCUCCGCCGGGGGCAGAGAGCAAUGGUUCAGGGGAAGAUCAGCUACGGCGAAAUAACUGACCAAGAAGGGAAGCAACGUGUCAGUACCAGCAUUAUUGCAGACGAUGUUAUCUUUAUCAACCCCACUGGGAAGUAGAAAUCCUUCCCAAAGCAUCUCAGGGAUUUAUUAAAAUAAGAAAAGUGUGAAAAUCGUAAUGAAUAAAAUUUUGCAUUUAUAACG
Phlebotomus papatasi is the source of this 592-nucleotide messenger RNA. It is a transcript of the gene mtSSB, whose product is annotated as single-stranded DNA-binding protein, mitochondrial. Gene Ontology annotation, biological process: mitochondrial DNA replication; positive regulation of helicase activity. Gene Ontology annotation, molecular function: single-stranded DNA binding. The transcript has 4 exons. NCBI's taxonomy places the organism in Eukaryota, Metazoa, Arthropoda, Insecta, Diptera, Psychodidae. Bases 56 to 508 code for a protein of 150 amino acids. The record is from RefSeq and is a predicted model, not a curated record. Gene Ontology annotation, cellular component: mitochondrial nucleoid.